AUGAAAGCAUCUCUUAUCCUCAUCUCUUGCUGGCUCAUCAGCAGUGCCUUGGCCAGAAAGACAUGUGUUAUCCCUGCUUCCAAGGUCUCCGGGGCCGAUGACUCUCUUGCCAUCAUAGACGCCUUCUCUCGCUGUAAAAAGAACGGCGAGGUUGUGUUUAGCAAAGGAACGACCUACAAUGUCCAAAAGGCCAUGAAUAUCACCGGUCUCGAUGAUGUCCACAUCUCUCUCAGGGGAAAGGUCUUGUUUAGCGAUGACAUGGAAUACUGGCAAAAAAACAUCUUUGCUCUCAACUUCCAGAGUGCUGGCACCUGGUGGGUUAUCGGCGGCCGCAAAAUUAUCAUGAAUGGUGGUGGAACUAUCGAUGGAAACGGUCAAGUUUGGUGGGAUGCUCAGGCCAUCGAUCCACGUCCAGUCGCUCUAACAUUCGACAAAGUAACCGAUCUCAAGGUCGAGGAUGUGUCCUUUGCACAAGCUCCUUUCUGGCAUCUGUUCGUCCGAGAUGCACAAGAUGUCAUCUUUGAUCGAAUCAAUAUCCGUUCAGUCACUAAUUCCACCUUCCCUACCCAUAAUUCUGAUGGCUGGGAUCUUUUCCGCAGCUCAAAUGUUGUUAUCAAAAACUCUGUUAUUGUCAACGGCGAUGACUGUGUAUCCCUCAAGGCCAAUGCUACCGACGUAACCAUUAAGAACCUGAGCUGCACUGGAUCUCAUGGCGUUUCUAUCGGAUCCCUGGGCCAGUACAGUGGAAUUGGACAGAUUGAUGUCGUCAAGAAUGUUCUUGUCAAGGAUGUCACAUGCAUAAACUGUUCAAACGGUGCUAGAAUCAAGACAUGGCCUGGUGGAUUGGGAUUAGUAGAGAACAUUACAUUCGACCAUAUGAAUGUCACAAAUGUCGACUAUCCAGUCAUGAUCACCACACAUUAUUGCGACAACAACCAGAUGGAAUUUUGCUCAGGAGCCGAUACUCACUCAUUAACAAUCAAAGACGUUGUGUUCAAUGACAUCUAUGGAACCAUAUCUAGCGCCAAAAAGCCCAUCGUGAGCCUCAACUGCUCGAGUGAGACUCCUUGCUCAAACAUUUCUCUCACUAAGAUCAAGAUUACCCCCACUGCUUCUACACCAAAGAAUGUGUGUGACUAUGUUACCGGAUCAGAGAAUAUCUCUUACUGCAAUGCCUAA
Messenger RNA from Phycomyces blakesleeanus NRRL 1555(-), 1179 nucleotides. RefSeq names its product glycoside hydrolase family 28 protein. Lineage: Eukaryota; Fungi; Mucoromycota; Mucoromycetes; Mucorales; Phycomycetaceae. The record is from RefSeq and is a predicted model, not a curated record. Gene Ontology annotation, molecular function: polygalacturonase activity. The transcript is spliced from 5 exons. Gene Ontology annotation, biological process: carbohydrate metabolic process. The coding region runs from base 1 to 1179 and encodes 392 amino acids.